UCCAGUUAAAUAAGAUGAACUACCAGAUCCUGAUAGAUGCAUGAUGAUGAAGAUGAUGAAGAUGAUAGACAACAGAGCAACCUCCUCCUCUAAAGUGGAGGAUUUCCCAGCGACACCAUGCCAAAGACCAAAGACACAGCUUCUUUUCUUUUUGGCUGAACUGGUGUUCACUCUGCUACUUCCUUCCUCUGUCUCUGCUGGUUGUGACCAAGUGGAUCAAGACGCUCUCUUGUCCUUGGCUUUCAAGUUUUCAUCUUCAUCUCCAUUAAACUGGUCAGCUUCCACUGAUUGUUGCCUUUGGGAAGGAGUAUUCUGCAGCCCAUAUGAUGAGCGAGUCAGCCAUCUCUGGUUAAGUGGGAGAGGCUUAACUGGUGUUUUUUCUCCCUCCAUCACCAACCUCACCUCUAUUACCUACCUCAAUCUUUCCCACAAUUCGCUCUUGGGUUCUCUCCCGGAGGACUUCUUUUCCUCACUAUAUCGCCUCCAGGUCCUUGACUUGAACUUCAACCAUCUCAGCGGCUAUUUGCCACUCCCCUCCAACAAAGCCACCAGUGUGCUUCGGAUUCUAAACUUGUCCAGUAAUUCAUUUAACGGAACAAUCCCACCUUCCUUAUUUGUCCCAUCUGUGGCUGCAGGCUCUCUCAGUAUGUUCGAUGUCAGCAACAACAACUUUGCUGGUUCAAUUCCCAUCUCUGUUUUCUGCAAAAAUGGUGGCAAUCACAACAACCUCACCUUGUUGGACUUCUCCUUCAACAAUUUCAAUGACACAAUUUCCACCGGACUCGGGUCUUGUUCGAAGCUCCAAGUCUUCCGGGCAGGCUUCAAUGCUCUGUCUGGACCUCUCCCUGAUGAUAUUUUUGACCUUGCUGAUCUCCAACAUCUUUCUGUGCCUGUCAAUCAAUUGCCAGGACCCGUAGGUGAUGGCAUUGUGCGUUUAACCAAUCUCAAGAUCCUAGAGCUCUACUCUAACCAAUUCUUUGGGCCAAUUCCAGUCGAAAUUGGAAACCUUGCCAAGUUGGAAGAGCUAGUACUGCAUAUCAACAACCUCACCGGUGUCUUGCCUCCAUCUCUCAACAACUGUACAAAUCUAUCCACCCUGAUUUUGCGGGUCAUGUACAUGUCUGGAGAACUCUCUGCCUUCAACUUCUCGACACUCCAACGCCUCAGCAUUCUUGACCUUGGCAACAACAACUUCACUGGUGAGUUACCACAAAACCUCUACUCUUGAAAGUCAUUAACAGCAGUUAGAUUUUCUAGUAACCGGCUCACAGGCCAGAUAUCACCCAAUAUAGUUGGACUAGAAUCCUUGUCUUUUCUCUCCAUCUCUAACAACUUCUUAACCAAUGCCACUGGGGCUUUUAGGAUUCUAAGGAGUUGUAAGAAUCUGACCACUCUGGUGCUAUCCAAGAGUUUUAAAAAUGAACCCUUGCCAGAUGAUGAAAACCUAGAAGGGUCUGAUGGAUUUGAUAAUAUACAGAUAUUUGGCCUGGGUGGCUGCAACUUCACAGGUCAAGUUCCUAUAUGGCUUGGAAAGCUUAAGAAACUUGAAGUCCUGGACCUUUCAUUUAACCUCUUGACCGGUCCGAUUCCCAGUUGGUUUGGUUCUCUGCCAGACCUUUUCUACAUGGAUUUGUCUAAGAAUCUCCUUACUGGAGGAUUUCCUUCGGAGCUCUGUGGGAUGCCAGGUUUGACAUUGAAAGAGGCCACCAGUCUAGCAAACAGCAAUUAUUUAGAGUUACCAAUCUUUGUUAUGCACCAAAAUGUGACUAAUAUGCAGUACAAUCAGCUGUCUAGCCUCCCCCCCCCAGCUAUAUAUCUUGGUAAUAACAGCCUUAGUGGCAACAUCCCCACCGAGAUAGGGCAGUUGGAGUUCAUUCAUGUGUUGGACCUUAGUCACAACAACUUCUCUGGCAGCAUCCCUGAUCAGAUCAGUAAUCUCAUUAACUUAGAGAAGUUGGAUCUCUCCUAUAACAAUAUAUCUGGUGAAAUACCUGCUGCUCUCAAAGCUUUGUAUUUCUUGUCUUCCUUCAAUGUGGCAUACAAUGAUCUUCAGGGACCUGUGCCAUCUGGAGGUCAGUUUCAUACUUUUACCAACUCCAGCUUUGAAGGAAAUCCAGGAUUCUGUGGCCCUCCAUUGUCGAGUCGUUCUUGCCUCAAAAUGCCACAGAGCCCUGGAGCAGUAGUUCCUACGAGUAACACUCACAGAUCUGAGACAAAGAAGAUUCUUAUUGCACUUGUGUUUGGGAUUGGUUUUGGUAUUGGUUUUAGCAUUGAUGAUGCGAAAAUACCACUUCUUGGUUGGUGUAAGAAUAAAUUGAUCUAGUUUACGUGUUUAUAUGUUAAUGCAGGUUUGCAUGUACGUGUUUUGAUUGUAGGUAAAUACACACAAUCACAGUUUGGUUGUACCCAACUUAACCUUCAGUGUUAAUACUUAUUGGUAUGUAUUUCAGUAAAUGAAUUGUAUAGUGGCAUUAUCUGAUGAUCACUCGCAGCAUAUGUAUCAUACACUCGGUCUUGGAUUCA
Messenger RNA from Argentina anserina (silverweed cinquefoil), 2523 nucleotides. Its product is annotated as receptor-like protein 2. The record is from RefSeq and is a predicted model, not a curated record. NCBI's taxonomy places the organism in Eukaryota, Viridiplantae, Streptophyta, Magnoliopsida, Rosales, Rosaceae. Gene Ontology annotation, molecular function: protein binding.